UUUUUUUGUAGUUAUUUGUUCGCUUACAACAUGUCAGAACAUGUCCACAAGCUUUGCUUAGUCCGACAUGGCGAAAGCUUAUGGAAUCAAAUGAACCGAUUCACUGGAUGGGUAGACAUCGAUCUCUCGUCCAAGGGCGUCACAGAAGCUAAGCAAGCGGGUGUGUUGCUCAAAGAAAAGGGCUAUGAGUUUGACGUCGUCUACACUUCUGUAUUGAAGCGUGCUAUCAAAACCAUGUGGAUUAUAUUGGAAGAAACAGACCAAAUUUGGCUCCCUGUGAUACGCUCAUGGAGAUUGAACGAGCGUAUGUAUGGAGCACUGCAAGGACUAGACAAGGGAGAAACAGCAGCAAAAUAUGGAGAAGAACAGGUUAAAAUUUGGAGACGCAGUUAUGACACGCCGCCACCAUCAAUGGAAGAAAAUGACCCAUCCUAUCCAGGUAAGGACAGGCGCUAUGCCUCACUUAAGCCAGAAGAAAUUCCUAGGGCCGAAUCAUUGAAAUUGACGGUUGCUCGAUUUUUGCCACUUUGGCAUGAAGAAAUUGCACCUGCCAUCAGAAGCAACAAAAGGACAUUGAUCGUAGCCCAUGGAAAUUCCUUGCGUGCUCUUGUCAAAUAUUUGGAUAACGUUAGCGAUCAAGAUAUUGUAGAAUUAAACUUGCCAACUGGAAUCCCAUUGGUGUAUGAACUGGACCAAGACCUCAAGCCUAUACGCCAUUAUUAUUUAGCUGAUGAUGAUGUUGUCGCCAAGGCACAGGCAGCAGUCGCGGCUCAAGGAAAGGCUAAAUCUAAUUAAGGGAUUUGCCUAACCUACAAGUGACGUGUAGUCCUGUUCUUUUAAAGAACUAAAAGAAAAAAACUUUUUUGUUUAAUGACACCAUGCACCAA
Molecule: messenger RNA, 887 nt
Organism: Schistocerca gregaria
Lineage: Eukaryota; Metazoa; Arthropoda; Insecta; Orthoptera; Acrididae
Product: 2,3-bisphosphoglycerate-dependent phosphoglycerate mutase-like
Exons: 4
Coding region: 31-795 (254 amino acids)
Biological process (GO): glycolytic process
Molecular function (GO): intramolecular phosphotransferase activity
Source: RefSeq, a predicted model, not a curated record